Molecule: messenger RNA, 4710 nt
Organism: Carlito syrichta (Philippine tarsier)
Lineage: Eukaryota; Metazoa; Chordata; Mammalia; Primates; Tarsiidae
Gene: ZFP91
Product: ZFP91 zinc finger protein
Exons: 10
Coding region: 6-1364 (452 amino acids)
Biological process (GO): regulation of transcription by RNA polymerase II
Cellular component (GO): nucleus
Source: RefSeq, a predicted model, not a curated record
CACUUAUGAAUUGUGUUCUUUCAUUGGAUCCUAAGGAAGAGAAAGAAGACGAUUCUGUCCUCCCUCAGGACGUUUCCAUCGCUGCAACUAGACCUAGCCGAGGCUGGCGCAGUAGUAGCAGGACAUCUGUCUCUCGCCAUCGUGACACAGAGAACACCCGGAGCUCUCGGUCUAAAACUGGUUCAUUGCAGCUCAUCUGCAAGUCAGAACCAAAUACAGAUCAGCUUGAUUAUGAUGUGGGAGAAGAGCAUCAGUCUCCAGGUGGCAUUAGUAGUGAGGAGGAAGAGGAGGAAGAAGAGAUGUUAAUCAGUGAAGAGGAGAUACCGUUCAAAGAUGACCCACGAGAUGAGACCUACAAACCCCACUUAGAAAGGGAAACCCCAAAGCCACGGAGAAAAUCAGGGAAGGUGAAAGAAGAGAAAGAGAAGAAGGAAAUUAAAGUGGAAGUGGAGGUAGAAGUGAAAGAAGAAGAGAAUGAAAUUAGGGAGGAUGAGGAACCGCCUAGGAAGAGAGGAAGGAGACGAAAAGAUGACAAAAGUCCACGUUUACCCAAAAGGAGAAAAAAGCCUCCUAUCCAAUAUGUUCGUUGUGAGAUGGAAGGAUGUGGAACUGUUCUUGCUCACCCUCGCUAUUUGCAGCACCACAUUAAAUAUCAACAUUUGCUGAAGAAGAAAUAUGUAUGUCCUCAUCCCUCCUGUGGACGACUCUUCAGGCUCCAGAAGCAACUUCUGCGACAUGCCAAACAUCAUACAGAUCAAAGGGAUUAUAUCUGUGAAUAUUGUGCUCGGGCCUUCAAGAGUUCCCACAAUCUGGCAGUGCACCGGAUGAUUCACACUGGCGAGAAGCCAUUACAAUGUGAGAUCUGUGGAUUUACUUGUCGACAAAAGGCAUCCCUUAAUUGGCACAUGAAGAAGCAUGAUGCAGACUCCUUCUAUCAGUUUUCUUGCAAUAUCUGUGGCAAAAAAUUUGAGAAGAAGGACAGUGUAGUGGCACACAAAGCAAAAAGCCACCCUGAGGUGCUGAUUGCAGAAGCUCUGGCUGCCAAUGCAGGCGCCCUCAUCACCAGCACAGAUAUCUUGGGCACUAACCCAGAGUCCCUGACACAGCCUGCAGAUGGUCAGGGUCUUCCCCUUCUUCCUGAGCCCUUGGGAAACUCAACCUCUGGAGAGUGCCUACUGUUAGAAGCUGAAGGGAUGUCAAAGUCAUACUGCAGUGGGACGGAACGGGUGAGCCUGAUGGCUGAUGGGAAGAUCUUUGUGGGAAGCGGCAGCAGUGGGGGCACUGAAGGGCUGGUCAUGAACUCGGAUAUACUCGGUGCUACCACAGAGGUUCUGAUUGAAGAUUCAGACUCUACUGGACCCUAGUGGAAGGGAAGACUUGGGGCACUGGGACAGCUCAGAUUUGUAUUUAAAAGUUAAAAAGGACAAAAAAAAGUUUAAAGCAUUUAAAAUCUAGUAAAUAACUGAAGGGCCUGCUCUUUCCAUUGUGGAUCCCAGCACACACAUACACACACACCCAUCCCCAUUCCCUAUUCUCCCUUCAUUGUUCCUCCUAUAAAAUUGAUGCUGUCUUUACCAGAAAGGUAGACAAAAAAGAAGCAGCAGCAGCUCUUAAAGUGCGUUAUCCUCAUAUUCAGUUCCAGCCAUCAGCAAACUUCCUGCUUAUCAGCAGAUCCCCUUUUCAACCUGUAACUCUGAUGUGCUCUGGAUCAGCUUUUAACUCUUAAUAGUAUAUUACUGUCUUCUAAAUCCCUUCUCCUCUACUGCUGCCCUAUGGUUCUGGCUUCUAUCCACUGUAGCACACUUAUCCUCAAAUGUCUUAUAAUUCUAAUCCCCAGAGGCUGGCAGCUUAACUUGGCACUUUAGGGCCCCUUAGCAGGGUGAGCUGUUAAAACAGCACACAUCUCUUACCCCUCUUCCUCCAUUCCCCACUGGGUUCUGGAAAGGAAGGAUACAUGGGGACCACCUCCCUCCUCUUUGAUCCCAGCAUCUCAGUCCCCCUCCCAACCCUCCAUAUGGCUCUCAAUGGUGCUCACUUGCUUGGAAGCAGGCUCCCAAGAGGGAGGGGGCUGCCCACUACACAGUCUCUUUGACUGUAAGACAGGGCUCUGUAUCAAUGAGAUGGUGAGAAAAGUCCCAGGCUAAUGGCAGAAAUUUGCACUUUGAACAUGUGUGUUUUUGUGUUGUGGAACCUGAGAUUCCUUAUUUAUUAACAGAAAGUUUGAUUUUUUUUUUUUUCCUUUUUUCUUUUUGGUCUUUUUGCUAUAUUUUGUGGGGCUGGAAGAGAUUAGGUUAUUCUGACAUAGGAUCCUUUCCAUAAGAGGUACUUUGAAGGCAUGACAUAGGGUUGUAGAAGCACAGCCAGCCUCUAAAAUCUUAGCUCUCCAGUGGCCUUUAAAGAAAGCUGGUCCUCAGCACUAACAAAAUCACUACAAUAGCCUAGUGCUUUUUUGGAAGCCUUUUUAGGGAAGGAUAUUAAGUUUGUGGAAACUAGUGUGCUCUUUAAGAUUUUUUAGAGCAUUGGGAUUUAGGAACUUUGAGAGGAUGAAGAGAAUUGUUCAGGAUCUGAAUUACAGUUAAAGAAUUUUUUCUUGUGAAUUUAUUUUCUGGGUUUUUUUUGUUUUGUUUGGUUUUGGUCCCCAUUUCCUUAGAUACACUUCCCUAUUGGCCCAAAAUGGCUCCUUGCUUCAUUUUUGUUUCUUGCUUUGCUUUAUCAUUGGUUCAUUCCAGCUCCCUAUUAGUGAAGGACACUGCCGUUAGUGAAGGAACAAAGUCUAUGAGUCCUAAAGUUUUAAGUCAAAGAAAACUGCUCUGUUUCGCUUUUAGUAACACUUCAGAAGAGGAAGGGCUUCAAUAGACAAAGUUAAUAAUCUGUAUAAUAAUGGCUUUGGCUUUCACCUGAAAUUCUGGGAAUCACUACUUUCUUUGGGAUAGGGAUUUUAAUGGUGUGUGGAUUGAUUAUUACUGUCCAUGGGAGAGACAGUGUUUUUGUUCAUAACUCCUAGAAGCCUAAAGACCUAUUUGUCUCAUUUUUAGAGAAUUGGAAGAGCAAUUCGUAUCCUUCUGUGUACCUCAGAAGCUGGAAUUGAAGGCUUACUCUAUUCAUUGUUUAUUGUCAGAAAUGUAUGAUAGCUGUUGGAAAGAAUGAAGUUUUGCUGAAAACAAAAUAAGGAACAGCUUGUUUUUCACAAACACUAAAACUGCAAAGUUUAUCAAUCCUCUCAUUCCCCCCAAAGAGAGGUGACAAAAUGUCAUCUCUGAAAGAGGCUUACUUUACACCCACUAGUGUCAGUGGUUGGGAUGCCAGAGAAUUGGGAGUGAAACACCUACAGUGAACAAUCUUAGAUGCACUAUUGUUUCUUUUCAGAAUAUUGCAGAUUUGCUGUCCCUACAAUGUGGGGGAAGAAAAUGGAAAAGGAAAGAAGGGAUGUAGAAUAUGCUUUCCCGCCCACAGUAAGGGUUUAGAUGUGACUUUGGUAUGUUGAGUCGAUCUGCAAUAUUGUAAGAUUGAUUGACUGGGUCUGCAACAAAAUUGUUCUACUCCAUUUUAUACUAUUUUGCCAUCUAACAUCUGUAUGUCACACUUAGCUUUUGUUUUUGUCACACGUAUCCUUUGUUUUCAUAAAUUUCGUUUGCAGUUGGUUAGUCAUCAGAUGUUUUAGCUACCUACACAUACGCAAACUGCAUUUUUAAAAAUCUUAUUUUUCUGAGAUGAGGGAAAAUAUGUUCUUCCCUAGACCAGUCUCCCCUUCCCUGCAAAAGCCAUCUAGUUAGUUCUACUAAUUAGAAACUUUCUGUUCUUUUCUUUCUUUCCUUUUCUGGGGGCCAGGGGGUUCCUCUUCAUAGCCACCAUUUGCCUACAAUAAAUUACUGUAGCAGUUUGCAAUACAUUCUGAAAUACUUUUCGUAGACAUUAUAUUUUUCCUUUUGAGAAAGGAGUGCUAACAUUGUGGAGAGUUGGUAUAAGUAAACUAUCCAAGCCCUUUUCCCAUUUUCCUUUCUAUUCCGCAUGCUUUUUAUUUCAUCAUCCUUCCAAGGAGCUCUUUGAGUCUUAAAAUUCUGUAUUUCAUACUUAGUCAGAUUAUUACCUUUUCAGUAAUUUCUAUCUUGAAUUGACAAUUCUAAAUUCUGAAAAUGUAGGUAAGAUAAAACUAUUUGAUAUUUCUGGAAGAUGUGCUUCCCUCUUGUUUGUGGUUGCCCAGAGUUAUUUUGCAUAAUUGAAGCUGCUUAAUAUGCUUCAGAGAGUUUAGACAAACUGGCCAUGGGAGUACUCAGAGUAAAAUAAAAUUAAGGUAUAGAAAAGCAUCCACAUAGAGCACUUGAACCUCCUUUGUACUUGUUUGGGGAGAAAAUAUAGAAUAUACUACCAACCUAACUAAGGUUAUUGCAGUCUGGUGAUUUGAAAUACCAUUUUUUCAUUCUUUUGUCUUUUUCCCACUUUUCAAUGUACUCAAGAAAAUUGAAAAAAUGUAAUGGAUCGAUUUAAAAUAUUUUAUUUCCUAAAAGCCUUUUUUGCCUGUUGUAAUGUGCAGGACCCUUCUCCUUUGAUGGGAGAGACAGGUAGUUACCUGAAUCUAGGUUGAAAAGGUUAUGUAAAAAGAAAUUAUAAUAAAAGGGAUACUUUGCUUUUCAAAUUCUUGUUUUCUCUUAAUCUAGGUAAGGCAUAUUCAAAAUAAAUAUGUAAAGAAGAAAAAUAAAAGUCUUCACGGAA